Molecule: messenger RNA, 762 nt
Organism: Aspergillus puulaauensis
Lineage: Eukaryota; Fungi; Ascomycota; Eurotiomycetes; Eurotiales; Aspergillaceae
Exons: 1
Coding region: 1-762 (253 amino acids)
Source: RefSeq, a predicted model, not a curated record
AUGGCGGCAUUCGAGAACCAUUUGUACAACCUCCCCCCGUCCCCUUUUGCAGACACACUCUGGACGGGCUGGGAUGCCAACUCUUCUCCCGUAUCGACCCAAGAAGAGAGGAGCUUCGAGAUAGAAUCCAACUGGCAACAACAUAUCUAUACGAUACCGGAUUACUACUGUCUGCCGCUCGACAAGUGGCCAGGCCAGCCAACUACACCUCUCUCCAGCUAUUCCCCUACGGAUAGCUCAUUCUCAAUGGGACAAUACCCCGAUACUUCACUCAAUAUCACAAAUUGGGCACCAGCGAUCGAUACAUUCGCCGCACCAGUAUUCUCCGCUGCCCCGACCGCUCCUUCAUGCACUCCUGAGCUCACGCCUCAAUGCAACUCACUUCCCGACUACUCGAGCGCUUCGUCAGGAACAACAACACCGAUCACUCAAUCCUCCCCCACCGAACCGGAAAGCCCCCUACCCUCGUCGGCCAGCCCAAACACCAAAACCAACCGCGUCACAAAAACCACGAUCCGAUGCUGGGAGCACAGUUGCGGCGGUCGGGCAUUUUCCUCUCUCGGGAACUACGAGCGACAUCUCCGCGAGAAAAGCGGGCGAGCGAAGAGCUUCACAUGCGAGCAGUGCGGCCAGCGUUUCACACGCUCAACUGCAAAAAACAAACAUAUCAGAUACGGGCGGUGUCGGGUGCAACAGGCUGGGCCCAUGCCUGGGCCCAAAAGCCGAGCAGCACCGAAAUCAGGCAGUUCCCGGCACCGAUAG